UUAAUUCAUUACUCUCCCCCACAGCGAAUAUAACCAGGAGGAAAGGAGAGAGAAUCUAGCUUAGUGAGAAAGAGAGAGAUAGAGAGAGAAGAGGAGGAGGAAGAAAGAAUAAGAAGAAGAAGAAGAAGAAGAAGAAGAGGACCUUGCCUGCAAGUUGUCGUCUUCUUUUACAAUUCACUGAUUGGUGUUGCAUUUCAUUUUGAUGGGUAACAAAGGAGGAGGUGCUUCUCCGGAGGAGGACGGAUCAGACGAUUCUGAAAAUAUGUUGGAGGGCCCAUCCUAUCUUGUGUCAAGAGAGCUACCAAGCUCCUGCGAGCAAGAAAGUAAGUGGAUUUACAAUACUUAUCGAGUGAUUGAGCUCUCAAACAAUAAGCGCAGGUUGGAAGAUGGAGAACACUUCCCAUCAGCAAAAUUAUGCAAGAUAUCUGAUGCUCCAGAAGGAAAGGAAGCACCAGCAGAUAGUAAUGAACUUCCCCUUGUCCAAGCAGCGAAAUUAUGCAAGAUAUCUGAUGCUCCAGAAGGAGAGGAAGCACCGGCAGAUAGUAACGAACUUCCCCUUGUCCAAGCAGCAAAAUUAUGCAAGAUAUCUGAUGCUCCAGAAGGAGAGGAAGCAACGGCAGAUAGUAACGAACUUCCCCUUGUCCAAGCAGCAAAAUUAUGCAAGAUAUCUGAUGCUCCAGAAGGAGAGGAAGCACCGGCAGAUAGUAACGAACUUCCCCUUGUCCAAGCAGCGAAAUUAUGCAAGAUAUCUGACGCUCCAGAAGGAGAGGAGGCACCAGCAGAUAGUAACGAACUUCCCCUUGUCCAAGCAGACCCAUCAGAUGACCAGAAUCAUGCAGGGGAUUAUUCUGAUGUUAGUUCACUCAUCCACCAACUUGGUCGGGAUAUCUCAAUCAACUGUCUCUUACGCUGCUCAAGGUCUGAUUAUGGCUCAAUUGCCUCGUUGAAUAGAAGUUUUCGUUCACUAAUUCGCAGUGGAGAGCUCUAUAGGCUGAGGCGGGAGAUGGGUAUUAUAGAACAUUGGGUUUAUUUCUCAUGCAGCCUCCUUGAAUGGGAGGCAUUUGAUCCAAAUCAACGCCGUUGGAUGCAUUUGCCUAAAAUGAAUUCAAAUGAUUGCUUCAUGUGUUCUGACAAGGAGUCAUUGGCCGUUGGUACAGAACUCCUCGUUUUUGGAAAGGAAAUAACGUCCCAUGUUAUUUAUAAAUAUAGCAUUUUGUCCAACACGUGGUCAUCUGGCAUGAAAAUGAAUACGCCAAGGUGCUUAUUUGGCUCUGCUAGUCUCGGGGAGAUCGCCAUUUUAGCUGGCGGUUGUGGUCCAAGUGGCAAUAUCUUGAACUCUGCUGAGCUAUACAAUUCAGAGACAGGAGAUUGGGUUACUCUUCCUAGCAUGAAUAAGCCGAGAAAAAUGUGCUCGGCAGUAUUCAUGCACGGAAAAUUUUAUGUUAUUGGUGGAAUUGGGGAGGGCAGCCCAAAGUCGCUUACAUGUGGGGAAGUGUAUGAUCUUGAGAAGAUGACUUGGACUGAGAUACCUGAUAUGUUCCCUGGCCUAAAUGGAGGGGCUGGAGUGACUGAGGCACCUGCUGCAGCUGAGGCACCUCCUCUGCUCGCUGUUGUAAAUAACAUUUUGUAUGCUGCGGAUUAUGUAGGAAAGGGGGUUAUGAGAUACAACAAGGAAGAAAAUAAGUGGGAUCAAAUUGGGAGUUUACCUGAUAGGGCAGUCUCAAUGAAUGGAUGGGGUUUAGCAUUUAGGGCAUGUGGAGAUCGGUUAAUAGUUAUUGGUGGACCAAGGGCUUUAGGCGGAGGAACAAUUGAACUAAAUUCUUGGAUCCCUGAUGAAGGGCCGCCAGAAUGGAAUGUGCUUGCCAGCAAGCAAUCUGGCAGCUUUGUGUAUAAUUGCGCGGUAAUGGGAUGCUGAGGUGUCCAGUUUUGCUGACACCAUGUGUGCUGUGUGGAGAGUCCUCUUGGAAUGGAAUUUACAAUCUUCGUUUUUCAAGGAGAUGGAAUUCCAGCUCAUGGGUAAUCUCUGCCCUCCUCUUUUGGGGAAAUUUAUGGUUUUAAUUUAGAUAUAGAAAGAAUUCACAGAAGGACUGGGGGUUUUAAUUUCCUUUCUCUUUUUUUCCUUUUUCCGUUGCGUCUUUUCCCUUUUUUAGUUACCAUGAGAGCUCAAAGGUUGGAAUUAUGUAGAACAGGCACAGGUGAAUAAACUCAAGUACUGGUAAAUGUUUUAGGUUGUUGUGACUAUUUCCAUAAGUUUUAUUGAAAAGUUCUGAAUUGUGUAA
Ziziphus jujuba (common jujube) is the source of this 2279-nucleotide messenger RNA. RefSeq names its product F-box/kelch-repeat protein At1g74510. Gene Ontology annotation, molecular function: protein binding. NCBI's taxonomy places the organism in Eukaryota, Viridiplantae, Streptophyta, Magnoliopsida, Rosales, Rhamnaceae. The record is from RefSeq and is a predicted model, not a curated record. Gene Ontology annotation, cellular component: nucleus. Bases 203 to 1915 code for a protein of 570 amino acids. The transcript is spliced from 2 exons.